Verticillium nonalfalfae is the source of this 990-nucleotide messenger RNA. RefSeq lists its product as uncharacterized. The record is from RefSeq and is a predicted model, not a curated record. NCBI's taxonomy places the organism in Eukaryota, Fungi, Ascomycota, Sordariomycetes, Glomerellales, Plectosphaerellaceae. The transcript has 2 exons. Bases 1 to 990 code for a protein of 329 amino acids.
AUGAGUUCGGAGCAACAACCACCCAUCGUCGAGGCGGACCCGCGCGGUGACCUCACGCUCAACGUGGGCAACCCGAGCGAUGAUCCAUCUUCGUCACGAUGCUUCCUGGUUUGCUCCCGAACCCUCGCCAGGAUCUCACCCGUCUUCGACCGCAUGCUCUACGGCGCCUUUGCCGAGUCCAAGGGCAAGCACACUGCUGAGGCAGCUUGGACCAUAGAUCUCCCCGAAGACCCCCCCUUUGCAUUCAACAUUUUCGUCACGAUAUCCCACGGCUUUGUUCACAAAGUCCCCCGUUCUCUAUCCCUCGACGAGCUCUACGACCUCACUGUGUUGACACACUACUACGAUAUGACGCACAUCCUCGCCCCUUGGGCCUCCAGAUGGAUCGCCUCCCUUCACGAACCCAACCCGGGCUCUCCUAUCCUUCUCGCAAAGCUUCUAUGGAUCAGCUGGGAGCUCGGCCGCGGUCCCCUCUUUGAGUCUACCGCACGGCGAAUCCUCACAGAAGCCCCCGGCUCUCUCCUGGACCCUGAUUCCCCUUUACACACUCUUCGAAUGCCUCCUGACAUUUUCGCCAUCCGCAAGCAGACCAUCCAGGCCAUGCUCGACGUCUUCUACGACCUGGCCGAGCAUCUCGUGACGGUCGACGAGAAGCCGCGGCUGUGUCGCCACGCGUCGUACAUGGGGCCCCAUCGAUGCGAGUCCAUGAUCCUCGGGUCUCUGACGUUCUGUCUCACGCGCGCCGGGCUCUGGCCGCUGCCGGAGGCCACGGAGGUGGACCACAGCAUCUCCGCGCUCUAUGAGAUCAUGGCCAACCUCGUCAUCCACGAUAUCGGCCAGCCGACUAGGGGAGAUGCGGACCACAGUAGCUGCAACCCGAGGACGGACAUUAUGAAGAGGAUCAAGGGCAUUUUGAGGGAGAUGCCGAAUCCGGUAUUGGACUCCCACGUGAAGGAGCUGGAUAAAAAGAUGACCAUAAUUAGUCUUUGA